This is a messenger RNA of Rhipicephalus microplus (southern cattle tick), 1187 nucleotides long. It is a transcript of the gene 140up, whose product is annotated as RPII140-upstream gene protein. The record is from RefSeq and is a predicted model, not a curated record. NCBI's taxonomy places the organism in Eukaryota, Metazoa, Arthropoda, Arachnida, Ixodida, Ixodidae. Gene Ontology annotation, cellular component: mitochondrion. Gene Ontology annotation, biological process: mitochondrial respiratory chain complex I assembly.
CCAGGCUCGUCGUUCGGCCACACAACACCUAUCAUUCACGCUGACACAAACAAAUAGCUUCACAGUCGUCGCAAGUAAUACAUGCAUAUAUAGCAUCAUUGACGUCUAGUGAAAGUACCUACUGCGCCUACAAACUUUCGAGCAAACCGAAAUGAGCUCUGAGAAUGAAUGAGACGUGAAAAUAAUAACAAGCCCGGCAGAGCUAAUCUAUUCAGACGGCCGCCUGCGAACACGAGUUUUUGCGCCGGCGAAGUCAUGCCGAAGUUCGUAUGCAUUCACGAAACUACUACGGAAGUGUCUUGACGUGAAGCUGUUUCUCGGUGUAUUAUACGGGAGCCGCUUGGAUUGCUCCGUGGUCAGCAUUACCGUAGGGCCGACGCUAGGCCGAAGUUGUGCUCACCGAUUGUGAGUUUCGCGGUUGAGCCGUCGACCGGACGUAUCAAGCAAUCGCAAUGCAACUUCAAGAUGAAUCGAAAAUUAGCCGCGCCCCUGAGGGCCUCCGGAGCGAGAUGUUUCGGCCGGAGGAUUUUCGAGAAAGCAGAAUUAUGGCGAACGAAACUGGCAUGGACCGUGUAAAGAUUAUGUUCGAUCUCAGUCGCGGUCUUGGACCCGAGCUAUUGCUGGUGCAGAACGCAUCUCUAUUCAGCGGGGUCUGUGGGGCCCUUGCCGGCGGAUGGAACUACGCCAGAACAGCCAGGGCCAAUUACAUUCGCAAGAACCAAGGAAGCACUUUUCUCAACCCUAAACAAGCAGUGCGGGAGCUCCAAGAUACAAUGUUUUUACAAUUUCUCAGAGGUGCCUGGAAACUUGGCUGGAGGAUGACGGCCUUUUCAGCGAUCUACAUGACCGUUGCUGUGGCAGGAUUUACAUACAGAAAUAAGUUUGGCAUCGCCGAGAAUGUUGCCGCAGGAGCACUGUCGGGCUUCUUCUUCAAACUCAACAUGGGCGUUCGUGGCUCACUCGUGGGCGCUGGGCUUGGUAGCUUACUUGGACUUGCAUCAGGAUCAGCGCUGACAGUAGGCACCAAGGCAUUGGGGGUGACGGUGAAGGAAUUUAGGUACUGGCAGCAUGACUACUGGAUGCAGGAGUACAGUGAAAAGAAGGCCUUGUGGCUAAAGGAGAAAGUGGAGAGAGAUUCGAAGUCAUCAUAACGUCAGUGCGGAAAACUUCAAUCUCAAGACCUUGUA